Messenger RNA from Danio aesculapii, 1869 nucleotides. RefSeq names its product adhesion G-protein coupled receptor F1-like. Gene Ontology annotation, cellular component: membrane. The coding region runs from base 1 to 1869 and encodes 622 amino acids. The transcript has 5 exons. The record is from RefSeq and is a predicted model, not a curated record. Gene Ontology annotation, molecular function: G protein-coupled receptor activity. Gene Ontology annotation, biological process: cell surface receptor signaling pathway; G protein-coupled receptor signaling pathway. Lineage: Eukaryota; Metazoa; Chordata; Actinopteri; Cypriniformes; Danionidae.
AUGCAGGAUCUGAAGUACACUGUUGAUACCGCUUCAGUCGCUCAAAGUGAGAACAUAAACCUGAGACCAAGAGACGUGUCUGUGUUUCCUGAACAAGCUAUGACACUCUACUGCAGUCCCAACAAUGCAGUUGGUAAUUUAGACUGGAGAUUUCAAGGAAAUAUAAUACAGCCGAAACCUCAUUAUGUGUUCUCAGCAGAUAAUCGCUCUCUCACAAUUAUCAGUGUUGACAUCAGAGACAAUGCUGCCACAUGCAAAGAUGUUGUGUUUGGUUUUGGAAUAUUUGGUGACCCACCUAAAAAAGGAGACUGUGACCAAAAUCAAGUUGGCUUCAAAAUAGGAGUGUGUGGAGCUGAUGGAAUUUGGCAGAUUGUUACAGACAACUGUGUUCUUCGUAUCAUUAAUGUUCUGAGCCAGGAAUCAACGAACUUCCUCACUAUAGUGGACAUAAUCUCAUCAGUGAACGCAGUACCUGUAUGGACACAGCUAAAUCAAGGUGACGCAAGCCAAGGCAACAGCUCACAACUUCUGAACUCCAUUGAAAGUGUUCUAAAAGCAACAUCCGACACCGACUUCAACAUAAUCAGUCCUUCCAAUUCAUUCCUGUUCAAAAAGGUCACAACAUCAACACAAGAUUUUAGAGAAGAAUUAAAGCUCAACUCUACGGCUACGAUAUACAUCCCGGAUCUAACAGCCACUCAAAAAAAUGUCACAAUCACAGCAGUGGCCUUCGCUUCCCUGGGCAACAUCAUGCCCGCAAGAAAUCGCACCGAUACACUAAACGAGACUGAAAAUGUCAUCAAUGGACUCAUUGUGGUUGUGAACACGAGUGUGACACUUAACAACAUACAGCUAACCUUUGAAAAACUCAGCAAUUCCUCCACUCGUAACAAUCAAACUGUCAUUUUAGGAAACCUCCAAUGUGUUUUCUGGCAAUUUAACCUUUUUAACGGCAGUGGGGGAUGGGACUCGACAGGAUGCUAUCCCAUAGUGGUAAACGGCACUGAUACUUGCCAAUGCAAUCACACCACUUCAUUUUCAAUUCUGAUGUCCCCUUAUGUCCCUGAAGAUCGUGCGUUGACUGUUAUCACCUAUGUUGGUGUCACCAUUUCGAUAGCCAGUUUGGUUGUGUGCCUGAUCAUUGAAAUGAUCACCUGGAAGGGUGUAACCAGAAACGCUACAUCAUAUGUUCGGCAUGUAUCCUUAGUCAACAUUGCCUUUUCUCUACUGAUCGCUGACAUUUGCUUCAUUAUCGGCGCUGCGGUCGUUAAUCCCGGACAGGAUUUUAUGAAGUCUUGUAGCGCGGCGGUGUUUUUCACCCACUUCUUCUACCUGGCCCUCUUCUUCUGGAUGAUGGUCUCUUCUGUUCUGCUCCUCUACCGCACCACCAUGGUCUUCUCUAACAUCCCCAAAACCAUCAUGAUGGUAUCUGCUUUCAGUGUGGGCUACGGUGCACCUCUCCUCAUCGCGGUUAUUACCGUUGCCUCCACCGCUGGGAAUAACAGAUAUGUCACACAGAAUGGAGCAUGCUGGCUGAAUUGGGAUCAAUCCAGAGCUCUUCUGGCUUUUGUCCUUCCGGCUCUGGUCAUCGUUGUUGUCAACAUUAUUGUUGUGGUAAUAGUCGUGGUGAAAAUGGUCAGGAGUGGAGUGGGAGAAAGCAACAGGGACGAAAAGAACGUCUUGAUUGUCAUUCUCAGAUGUGUGGCCAUUUUGACACCUCUCUUCGGGAUCACAUGGGGUCUCGGUUUGGGUAUCAUGAUAGACCCUAAAGCUUUGGCCAUCCACUACUUGUUUGCAAUCUUCAACUCUUUGCAGGGGCUUCUUCAUAUUGGUUCUUGGAACUUUGAUGGAAAAGAAGGCAAGAGCUGA